AGCGUGCUCGGUUAGGCAGCAGUGCGGGGGGGGGAUCCGAGCGGCGUUACGCGCUGAGCUCUGGAAGGGCGCAAACAGCGCCGCGGUAGUGCGCAACUCGGGACAUGGAGUGAGAGCACACAUCGGACUCGGUGUAGUGGACCGACACAGACGAAAACACCAUGUAGCUGGAGCCUCGACGCUGGGUUCCUUUACUCUGUCUGAAAUCAGAAGCCGAAACCAUUGCACUGGACAGAAACGGCGGUGAGACAAACAUGCUCUCACCGUUCUUGGCGUACUUUUUAUCCGGUCUUGUUUUGUGUCGGAUCGCUCACUCCCAGUACUCCAGCGACCAGUGCAGCUGGAAGGGCAGUGGUCUGUCCCACGAAGGCCACACCCAGGACGUGGAGCAGGUGUACCUACGCUGCUCUCAGGGCUCUCUGGAGUGGCUGUACCCGACGGGGGCCGUCAUCGUCAACCUGCGGCCCAACACGGCCCCGGCCUCGACCGCCGCCGCGGCCCACCUGGGGGUGUGCAUUAAGCCGUCGCGGGAGUCCAGCGGCACGCGCAUCUACCUGGACCGGCUGGGUGAACUGCGGCUGCUGCUGCACGAGCGGCAGCAAGCCGAGGGACACGUGCAAUGCUUCGGCAUCCAGGAGGGGGCGCUCUUCAUCGAGGCCGUGCCCCAGACAGACAUCAGCCGCAAGAUCACGGCCUUCCAGUACGAACUGGUCCGCUACAGGCCUGGAGCCGACCCCCAUUCACUGGCUGCCCCAUGCCAGCCUUGCACAGAUGUGGAGCUGCUUUUAGCUGUCUGCACUAAUGACUUUGUCGCGCGUGGCAGUAUUCUUGGGGUGGAGCAGGGGGAGGAGCAGACGUCGGUUGCCGUGACGCUGAGCCACCUGUACAGGCAGAAGAGCCAGGUAUUCGUGUUUGGCGGCGUGCGGGCCAGGCGGUGGGCGGGCCACAUCAACCUGCCUCGCGAGUGCGGCGUGCGGCCAGGCCAGGGCGAUUUCCUCUUCACGGGCACUGUGCGCUUUGGGGAGGCGUGGCUCACCUGCGGCCCCCGCUACAGGGACUUCCUGAGAGUGUACCAGGAGGCCAGGAGCCAGGGGACCAACCCCUGCCACAUCGACACAGACUGAGCACGAGGCAGAGAGCACCCGCACUGCUUCACCUGAAGGAACUGGACCCAGGGCUGGAUGUUUCCCCUCUCUCUCUCCGGGUUCUACACCAUCAGACUUAAAUGAGACCCCCUUUUACGUUCUCCCUCUGACGUGUUUGGCGGCAGCUUCUCGAGCCCGUAAUGCUGAUGUGCACACAGAGGGCUGAAGCUGGCGUCUGCUCGCCAAGCAACUUCCCUCGUGUCUCGUGACGUCCUAAAUCUGAUACUCUUGGAUUCUAAUGCCUUACAUUUGAACGGUCGAUGUAGCAUAUGUGCGCGUUUAAACGUGCAAAAAUGUGAAAGAACAUUCUACAAUGGAAGA
Messenger RNA from Electrophorus electricus (electric eel), 1466 nucleotides. It is a transcript of the gene metrnla, whose product is annotated as meteorin like, glial cell differentiation regulator a. Gene Ontology annotation, molecular function: hormone activity. The record is from RefSeq and is a predicted model, not a curated record. Gene Ontology annotation, biological process: energy homeostasis; positive regulation of brown fat cell differentiation. NCBI's taxonomy places the organism in Eukaryota, Metazoa, Chordata, Actinopteri, Gymnotiformes, Gymnotidae.